Ailuropoda melanoleuca (giant panda) is the source of this 5023-nucleotide messenger RNA. RefSeq names its product gamma-aminobutyric acid type A receptor subunit gamma2 (gene GABRG2). Gene Ontology annotation, cellular component: membrane. Lineage: Eukaryota; Metazoa; Chordata; Mammalia; Carnivora; Ursidae. The transcript is spliced from 10 exons. The record is from RefSeq and is a predicted model, not a curated record. Gene Ontology annotation, molecular function: GABA-A receptor activity; extracellular ligand-gated monoatomic ion channel activity. Bases 454 to 1881 code for a protein of 475 amino acids. Gene Ontology annotation, biological process: monoatomic ion transmembrane transport; gamma-aminobutyric acid signaling pathway; chloride transport.
GCCUUCCCACUCGAAAAGAAAAAAGAAAAGAAAAGAAAAGAAAACAGAGCAAACAAAUAAACAGACCUAAAAUGAUGGACCUGGGAGAGAAUGUGUGAGCGUGAGGGUCAUGAGUAUGUGUAGAGUGUGCGCGCAUCUCUCUCUCCCUUAUUUGUCUCGGUGUGCGUCUCUCCCAGUACCCUCCCCCUGCCUCAAAUACAUUAUUCCCCCAGACUUGGAAGCCGCUCCCAGAGCUGACGCUUUGAUGGUAUCUGCAAGCGUUUGUACUGAUCUUAUUUCUGCCCCCUGAAUAUUAAUUCCCAAAGCUGGUGGCAAUACAGCUCCCCAGUGACGGGACCUACUAGAGGCAGGUGGGGGGAGCCACCAUCAGAUCAUAAGCAUAAUAAUAAUACAAAGGGGAGGGAUUUCUUCUAAAACCAAGAGACUAGAGGCAGAGGAGGAAAAAAAAAAGCGAUGAGUUCGACAAAUAUAUGGAGCACAGGAAGCUCAGACUACUCGACUCCUGUAUUUUCACAGAAAAUGACGGCGUGGAUUCUGCUCCUGCUAUCGCUCUACCCCGGCCUCACUAGCCAAAAAUCUGAUGAUGACUACGAAGAUUAUGCUUCUAACAAAACAUGGGUCUUGACUCCAAAGGUUCCUGAAGGUGAUGUCACUGUCAUCUUAAAUAAUCUCCUGGAAGGAUAUGACAAUAAACUUCGGCCUGACAUAGGAGUGAAACCAACAUUAAUUCACACAGACAUGUAUGUGAAUAGCAUCGGUCCAGUGAACGCUAUCAAUAUGGAAUAUACAAUUGACAUAUUUUUUGCCCAAACGUGGUAUGACAGACGUCUGAAAUUUAACAGCACCAUCAAAGUCCUCCGAUUGAAUAGCAACAUGGUAGGGAAAAUCUGGAUUCCAGACACUUUCUUCAGAAACUCCAAAAAGGCUGAUGCACACUGGAUAACUACCCCUAAUAGGAUGCUGAGAAUUUGGAAUGAUGGUCGAGUCCUCUACACCUUAAGGUUGACAAUUGAUGCAGAAUGCCAACUGCAGUUACACAAUUUUCCGAUGGAUGAACAUUCCUGCCCCUUGGAGUUCUCCAGCUAUGGCUAUCCACGUGAAGAAAUUGUCUACCAAUGGAAGCGUAGUUCUGUUGAAGUGGGUGACACAAGAUCUUGGAGGCUUUAUCAAUUUUCAUUUGUUGGACUGAGAAAUACCACUGAAGUAGUGAAGACAACUUCCGGAGAUUAUGUGGUCAUGUCUGUCUACUUUGACCUGAGCAGAAGGAUGGGAUAUUUCACCAUCCAGACCUACAUCCCCUGCACACUCAUUGUUGUCCUAUCCUGGGUAUCUUUCUGGAUCAAUAAGGAUGCUGUUCCAGCCAGAACUUCUUUAGGUAUCACCACUGUCCUGACAAUGACCACCCUCAGCACCAUUGCCCGGAAGUCACUCCCCAAGGUCUCCUAUGUUACAGCAAUGGAUCUCUUUGUAUCUGUUUGCUUCAUCUUUGUCUUCUCUGCUUUGGUGGAAUAUGGCACCCUGCAUUAUUUUGUCAGCAACCGGAAACCAAGCAAGGAUAAAGACAAAAAGAAGAAAAACCCUCUUCUUCGGAUGUUUUCCUUCAAGGCCCCUACCAUUGAUAUCCGCCCAAGAUCAGCAACCAUUCAAAUGAACAAUGCCACUCACCUUCAAGAGAGAGAUGAAGAAUAUGGGUAUGAGUGUCUGGAUGGCAAGGACUGUGCCAGUUUCUUCUGCUGUUUUGAAGACUGCCGAACAGGAGCUUGGAGACACGGGAGGAUACAUAUUCGAAUUGCCAAAAUGGACUCAUAUGCACGGAUCUUCUUCCCCACUGCCUUCUGCUUGUUCAAUCUGGUUUAUUGGGUUUCCUACCUUUACCUGUGAAAGAAGUAUGGGUUUUAUUGAUGUGGGUCUUAUUCACUAAAUCUCAUGGAGAGAAGAUGCCCUUUCUAAGUCCACUUUAAUCCCCUGUGUGGUUUAUGAUAAUUUGAAUUUGUUUCUAUGUUCUAACCUGCUAAAUUGUAUUAAUGUCAUUUUGUUUACGCCCAACUCUCCUGUGGUAAGUGUAAUUUGAACUUUAAUGUUUGCUGUGUUUCAAACCUGCAAGGCAAAGUGAAAUUAGAGCAAGAACACUGAAAUCAAACAAGAUAUUUUUCAGCUACAAUGAUUGAAAUAGUGGAAGCCAUGACUACUUACAGUGGUGGUGUCCUUAAUCAAUUCCAAUUACAAUUAGAUGCAAAGGUCCAAAACUACCCUAUGUUCAUUUGGGGGCAGAUUGUAGUAAAUUUGGUCCAUAGGAUAUCUCCCUCAUUUGAAAAAAAUCACAAGUCACUUUAACUAUAAAAGCCUAGACUAGAAAUCUAUUACACCUCUAUCCCAAGAUAGGAAGAAAAUUUCCUCCACAUCACAUGUACAAUGAUGUAAAUAUUUCAAUAGCGUAGAAUGCUUCAAGUUUAAUGCAUGCAUCUCUUUAGAGCCAAAAUAAAUGGAAUGAAGUUAACAUCAUAAAGCAUUGUCUUUUAUUCUGUGUCUUUGGGCUAUAAAAGAAUCAUGAAUGUAAUUAUAAGGGUUUGGGUUUGGAAUUGGAGGGAGGAAUUUUCUCUACCUCCUCCCUCACGCAUGAAGAUUCGAACAGCUUAUUUUUUUUCCAUGUAGGACAUAUUAAAACACUUUCAGUAAAAUAGAAACUAAAUAAUUGACAUUUGCCACCUCUAAAUAUGCCCAAUUUCAUAGAGUAUAAAGUAAUUGUAUGUGCUUGCAGCUAUUUUUUUCUUCCUUUUAGGAUGAUAGAUUAUAACAGAAUUUAUUCUCCAUCUCAAGAUCUGCUUCUAGUGAUUGUGAGUGCCUUGUGGGCAGAAUCCUUGUCAUUUCCUCUUUGGGUCCUCAGCACCUUAUAUAGUGCCUGGCACAUAGCUGGUGCUCAACAGAUAUGGUCUGAAGUGAACUGGCUUCAUAUGCUUCUGUGACUCUCUUGGAGCCAGCUGGAACCAGUGAUUCAUCUUUUCACAUAGGCAUUGUCAAAUGUUAUUUGGUCUUGUGAAAAUUAACAGAAGGAUCCAAAGACCUUUGCCUAAAAUACAUUUUUGAUAAUGAACAAAAAUAGCCAAAGUCCAUACUUAGUCCUAUGUUUAUGAACAUAAAUGGGUCUACUAAGGCAUAAUUAGAGUUUGUAUAUUUUUUUUCCAGGUUUGGGAUGAGUUAGCUUUGACCCAUCUACCCACAAUUUCACUUGAAGACAUGACAGGCAAGAGCAGGAUUCAUACCUGACUGGUGUUCAGAAUGUUGUAUUCUAUGCUCUGUUUAGUACUUUUCUUUUUUCUUUUUUUUUUAAAGAUUAAUUUUUAAAAAUUGAAAGAACAAAUCAAUGACUUACAUGGAGGUUGAAGCUAUGACUGUGGCCUCAUUCAGCUAUGUGAUAAUCACAUGAAGUGGUUGUCCCAGACUUCAAACAUGAUGAGUUGAACUCCACCUUCAUGUACUUAUACUGAAACCUUGUUUUUCUAAAAUAGCGCCCGUUGUCAGUUCUUAAUGGCAAUCAUUUCUCUAAGUUAGAAUUCAAUCACAGCCAGUAUUAACUUGAUAAUCUAAAAAGAAUAGAAAAGAAAGAGUGGCUUUGUUAUAAAACUAUGUAAGGUCCUCAUUGAGUCAUCUGGAUGAAUCUUGAAACACAUUCAGCUGCCAAUUUUACAAACCUUUAAUAUAUCAGUGCUCUAGUAUAUAACCUCAAACACAUGUAAAUAGAAUUAUUUUCAUGUUUUGAAUUAACAUACUUAAUGUUGACUCUUUGGGAGAGUUGUUGGCCAAUUUUCAAUGGUAAGAAAUACAUUAUUGUCAACUUGAAAUGUAUUCUGUAAUGGAGACACUCAAAAAAAGCUAGCUUUCCAAUGUGUGCGUAGUACUGGCAAUAUGAAUAUAUAUUAUAUGUAAUCUAAUUCUUAAUUAUUAGCUGCUCCCCAUCUAUGUAUUUGAAAAAACCUUUUCACAAAGGGAAUUGCCUAAUAUGUGGACUUUUACAAUAAAAAUGCUGCAUUCUAACUGAUGGUGACAUGUCAGUGGUCUGGCUGGACUUGUUUGUUGUUGUAAAGAUUGUGACCCCUGGUUCCUAUAGCAUUCCCCAAGGCUGCCUUCCCUUUCUGCGAGAUUUGUGAGCAGUGUGAUCUUAUUAAUUAUUCAUUCUCACUUCAAAGAAAUUAAGAGAGAUAUUUGGGAUAAGGAAUGGAAAUGGAAGGAAGAAAUGUCACCAAGUAAAGCUCAAACCUCAAAACUUGUGGUGUAGUUAAAAGCAUGGGCACUGGUGCCAGAUAUAAUUGGGAUCCCAACUCUACUAUUUACCUGUUUGACAAUUGUUAGUUCAUCCUCUAUAAGCCUCCAUUUUACCAGCUAAAAGGUAUAAUGGUGCCACCCCAUGUAGUGGCACUUAGCACUCAACAAGUGGUCAGAAGUGUCUUUCUUCAUUUCCAGGGCCUCUGAUAUUCUGCUGCCGUGAUCCCCCCACCUCCAUCAGAUCAGUUUUCCUUAAAAAAUCCAGCAAUGCUCAUGUAUGUCUUAAUGUAAUUCUACAGAAUGAGGUUUCAUUUUUAAGGAGUAUUUGUAUUGCAAACAGUCCUUUAUAUUUGAAGAUCUGAGACUCUCUUGUUGAGGAAAUCUUAUGCAUUAGCUACUUUUAAGGCCAAAGAACCUUUCUCUGUACCCCCCAAGCUUAAAAAAACAUACGGAGACAUGCUCCAAAGACAGUGUCAUAUUUUAUUGAAGUCCUUUGAAAUUCUCGAAAGUAACGUAAUCCUUUGCAAGCACAGCUGCCCUAACCUUCCUCUGCCUGUCAUUCUCUUGGCUUUUCAUGGCUGCCUGCAUCCAAUUUAAAGAUCUCUUUCUCACCUUUCAGACAUUAAAAAAAAAUAGCUUUCACUUGGGUUUUGUCUUCUGUCUAACCCAAUGCCCUUAUCUUUAGCUGAGUGCAUAUUCAUUGUAUGGCCUUCAUCCCCCUUUUUAAGUCUCAAUAUUAUUCUGACUUGUAACAACAAUUUUU